Molecule: messenger RNA, 2670 nt
Organism: Neltuma alba
Lineage: Eukaryota; Viridiplantae; Streptophyta; Magnoliopsida; Fabales; Fabaceae
Exons: 3
Coding region: 1-2670 (889 amino acids)
Molecular function (GO): catalytic activity; zinc ion binding; nucleic acid binding
Source: RefSeq, a predicted model, not a curated record
AUGGCCGAUACGGGGCAACGGAAAAUGCCACCAGAUCGUAAGCCAGCUGAAGACACCUCUGGGAAAAACAAGAAGAAAAAGAUUGAAGAACCUCCGCAAGCAAUUAUGGAUGACCGGAUGGAAGAACAAGGUGAGGCAGAGCAAUACUCGGCGGAAACGAAAAAGAACAUGGAAGGGGGUUUCGUCUCAUACAAAGCCUCCCUGAUGGGUUUCAACGGCGUGGCGCACGGCGCGAGCCCGAUGGAGGAGGAUGACUUAUUCAAUGCUGAGAGCGAGUUACAUUGGAAACUACCGGAAGUAUCUGAGGAACUCAAAAACCAAAUGGAAAUAUACCCUGUGGUCCCGAGAUGGUCGCCAUACUUCAACCCUCAUCAGAAUCCUCUGCGGCGGGUUGCUACAUGGGUGCGGAUCCCUGAUAUACCCAUGCAUUAUUAUAACAGUCACUGUAUUACCAGAAUAGGUGACCGAAUUGGCCGAACUCUGAAGGUGGAUAUUAAUACUCUUAGCAAUGGCCUGUACACAAAUCAGACGAAGGUCGAGAGAGGCAAGUAUGCAAGAAUUUGCGUGGAGCUUGACUUGCAAAAGAAAUUGGUACCCAGAGUCAUUGUUGCUGGGGAAAUCUUCAAUGUAGAGUACGAAGGGCUAGGUGUAAUCUGCUUUGCUUGCGGCAGGUUUGGCCAUAGGCGAGAAGCAUGUCCCUGGAAGGUUAGUAUGAACACGCAAGAGCCAAGUGCUUCAACGUCACCGCCGAUCGUAGUUGCACCGUCGAGAAUGCCGGAAAAGAACAAGGCUGACAUUGAUGAGACGUUUGGGGUGUGGAUGCUUGCUGGCAAAUCCUCAAGGGCUCAGUUCCCGAAGUAUGGAGAGCAGAAGACUGGGCUGCGUACUACAGCUGGUCAGCCGAAGGAUAAGCGAACAGAGAAAAUGUAUGUGCAGAAAUCGAGAUUCUCAAUCUUUGAAGACUGGGAAGACACAGAACAGAUGGAAGCAACCUUACCCCAAGAUACGAACAAGGAAACUGCAAGUCAGGAUGCAGAAGGAAAGGCCAUUGUCCUUUAUCAGAAGAAGAGGGCUCUAGAGGGGGUCAAAGAGCAACCACGUCGAGUUAGGAAUGAACAAGGGCGGAAAAAUGCUCAUAGUUCAAGGGUACCUACUAAGGACCUGGGAAAGGAGAACCAGCCGCCUUCGAAUGGGCCGAACUUAGGACUUGGGCCGGAUAAAAAUAUAAGGAACAAAGCAACUGAGGUAGCUUCACAAAUGGGCCAGACAAAACAAAUAAAGCAGAAGAGCCAACGGACUCAUAGGGUGGUAAUGGGCAAUGUGGAACAGGCAGAAUCAAAAAUUGACGAAGCCCAAUUGAGUAAAAUGGAUAGGUGCAACACGGAAGAACUUCACAUACCGUCCCAAGCACUUGCUCUCGUUAUGAACAUUAAUGUCGAGCAACAGGGACAGGAUGGAACAGGCUCUACACAAGGCAGUAUGCUAGAGUGUAUUGACAUGGAGAACUUGAACCCGAAGCCACCAGACCCAUUGGUCGAGAACUCGGCAAGACUAGAGGGGGGGAUGAUAGAGGAGAGCUCGGAUGUGGCGAAGGAGGUGGGAGCUGGUAGCCGAAGCUUCCCUAUUUUGAUAAGAGAUAUUGUUAAAAAAUUUCAAGUAGAUAUUCUCUGCCUUGAGGAACCACGUGUUAGUGGUAAGAGAGCGGAUAGUGUGGUGAAGAGGUUGGGUUUUUCCCACUGGAUAAGAGUAGAAGCCAGCGGAUAUUCAGGAGGGAUCUGGCUUUUGUGGAACAACACGGAGUUCUCUGUUACUUAUAUAUGCUCCUCGGCGCAAUUCAUCCACUGUAAAGUAAGUAACAGAAGCAAUCCUAAUGGGGAACUCAUCACUUUUGUUUACGGGGAGACGAACACCACUGGAAGAAUGAUGCUUUGGGACUCCCUGAGAUUGAUUGCUGGCACGGUUACAGAACCUUGGCUGGUCUGUGGGGAUUUCAAUGCUUACAUGUCGCCAGGGGACAAGGAGGGAGGAAGCAGGCCAAAUGAAGCAGUCAUGACACCGUUUCGGGAGUGCAUUGCAGAUUGCGGUUUAGUAAAGUGUGAGACAAGAGGGGACAAAUUCACUUGGGAAAGAACCGGCCUGAAAGAACGACUAGACUGGGUUUUUCAUAAUGCAGCUUGGUCGGCAAGUUUUCCGAGAACUUUUGUUACACACGAGCCUCGUUUCAAGUCUGAUCACAGGAUCCUGGUUAUAAACUCGAAUAACAAUGAUAACAGUAAGAGGAGACAAAGAACUUUUGUGUACCAAGCGGCUUGGGAGCUCGAGGAUGAUUUCAAGGAUAUUAUCUCGACAGCUUGGAAUGGCAAGACCUGGCUAGAGGGUGUAAAAACGUUCCAUAAGGAGGCAUUGAAAUGGCAUGAACAGCAAGUGGGAAAUCUGGUUAAGAAGAAAAAAGAGUUGAUGAAGAGAUUGGUAGGAAUUGAUAGGGAAAGAAGAUUACAUGACCACCCGGGACUUAGAAGGCUGGAAGAGAAAAUCUGGGGGCAAUACCAGAAAAUUAUACUACAGGAAGAAAUACAAUGGUACCAAAGGUCGAGAUGCAAAUGGUUACAAUGGGGGGAUAGAAAUACCCGAUUCUUUCAUGCGUCCACCAUCCUCGAACGAAAGAAAUAG